AUGCAAUCCCCCAACCACAUUUUGCACACCACCAAAACUCCCAUCAAAAGCAAGACCCUCACGCCUAGACCUUCCAACCCCGCCGCCGCCGCCCCGUCUCAGCCGCGCAGCCACGGCUCGACCACCCAGGCCUGCGCCGCCUGCAAGUACCAGCGCCGCAAGUGCGCCUCCGACUGCAUCCUCGCCCCGUACUUCCCCCACGACCGCCAGCCGCAGUUCCUCAACGCGCACCGCCUCUUCGGCGUCAGCAACAUCGUCAAGAUCGUCGCCGGCCUCAACCAGCCGGAGAAGGACCACGCCAUGCGGACCAUCAUCUUCCAGUCCGACGCCCGCGCCUCCGACCCGGUCGGCGGGUGCUACCGGAUCAUACGCGACCUCGAGCACCAGAUAAGCCUCGCCAAGGCCGAGCUCGAGAUCGUCCUCCACCACCUCGCCCUCUGCCGCGCCGCCGCCCAGCAGGAGGGCCCCCCGCCCGAGGACGACGACCAGGGGUGGAGGGAGCCGUACGGGGCGGAGGAGGAGGUCGCGGCCGUCGAGGAUUUGAACUCGUGGGGCUGCAUGGGCGGCCCCGACGCCCAUGCGCACGCGCAUGCGGAAUCCACGUCGUCCUCGUUUCCUCACGACGAUCAUCGCCAUGCGAGAAAAUGCUCUUUGGAGGAGUGCAACGACGAUAUGAUCAGACCCAUCUUCGAUCGCUUGGUCUGCGACGACGUGAGGGACGACGAGUUCGAACUCGACUCCGAUGGGAACAUCAUACCGAGAAACAUUACGAACUCACCCGAGAAGGCUGCGAUCAAGGAAGACGACGAGUGUUUCUCGUACAUUCAAGACCACCAAGAUCUGAAGGCUGCAGCCACAAUCUUCAGCCUCACAAAUUGUGAUCUAUGAUGAAACUCCCAAACAACCAGUUAUGUAGGUACAGUUAGCAGCAAAUAUGUACAGUACUUUAUGUUUCUUCCUCUUCAAUUAAAGCAAUGAAAUUCAGAUAUAAUGUGCAUCACCAUUUUCCAUAUCCCAAAAAAAAUUUCAAUAAUGUGUAAAGUAGUAAUUUCCUGCUGAAAAACACAAAGGGGCUGUUUUUCAAGUUCAUCUAACUACAAAGGAUGAACAUUGACCCCCUAACCCCCACUCUCAUCUACCAAAAUGUCUCAAAAAAAAGAAGAAAUAUAUAGAGGUGGACAAACACCA
Messenger RNA from Salvia hispanica, 1188 nucleotides. RefSeq lists its product as uncharacterized. NCBI's taxonomy places the organism in Eukaryota, Viridiplantae, Streptophyta, Magnoliopsida, Lamiales, Lamiaceae. The record is from RefSeq and is a predicted model, not a curated record.